This is a messenger RNA of Fusarium tjaetaba, 1227 nucleotides long. RefSeq names its product WSC domain protein. Lineage: Eukaryota; Fungi; Ascomycota; Sordariomycetes; Hypocreales; Nectriaceae. The transcript has a single exon. The record is from RefSeq and is a predicted model, not a curated record. The coding region runs from base 1 to 1227 and encodes 408 amino acids.
AUGAAUUACGAUACGGCCAGAGCCUCGACCUGCACUACUUGCAAGGCCCGAGAAGAUCUGAGCAACUAUUGGAUUCCCAACCUCUACUAUCGCGCCCCUGAUGGCACCUUCGAAGAUGUCCCUCAGACAGGUGGCAUGUUGGUGUAUUACCUACAGCGAUCGGAUCCCAAGGAUCCAGAAUACGAGAAGGGCUUGCUUGCGUUCCCCGAGGGCUUCCAGAUGUUGGCGGGUAACCCGCAUUUGCGAAGUUUCAAAAACACGCUCGAACAAAGGGCCAUCUCUUACGCCUGCCUUGGAGUAAGCGGACCCGAGACCCAUGAGAUCCCUCCCCAUAAUUGCCCCAAUGGAUUGCGCGCUCAAGUAAUGUUCCCCUCCUGCUGGGAUGGCAAGAAUCUGGAUUCGCCUGACCACAAAAGCCAUAUGGCGUAUCCGGAUCGGGUUGAUAGUGGUGUUUGCCCACGUUCGCACCCAAAGCGCCUCGUCACGAUAUUUUACGAGGUAGUCUUUCAGGUCGACCAGUUCAAUGACAGGUGGCAUGGGAGCUCGCAUCCUUUUGUCUUUUCCAAUGGCGAUCCGACCGGCUACGGCCUGCAUGGCGACUUUCUCAACGGUUGGGACGUUAAGGUCCUGCAGAAGGCAGUCAAAGAGUGCACUGAUGCUUCUGGAGUCAUUGAGAAGUGCCCUGCCCUUACAUUCUUCGACGAUGAUGCCAUGAACGGAUGUCGCGUGCCAGUCCAGGUCGAUGAGAAGACUAAUGGUGUCCUCAAAUCACUCCCCGGUUGCAACCCUGUUACGUUCGGCCCGGAGCCUGCUACGCCAGUUGUUGGUGAAGCGUGCAAUGCCACUAAGAAGAUCAGCCCACCGAAGUGGCCAUUCACCGACGUUACCAACACCAAGAAGUUCCGCUACCUGGGAUGUGCCAAGGACACUUACGGUUCCCGCAGCCUUAACAUGGCCCAAACGAGUGCCGAUAACAUGACGAUUGAGUCGUGUCUUGACUACUGCGAGCAUCAGGGCUACUUGUUCGCCGGCCUCGAAUACGGCCGAGAGUGUUACUGCGGGAAUGCUGUUGAUAAGAAUAAGCUUCCUGUUAAGGGACAGCUGGGUAAAUGCGAGAUGCCUUGUGCAGGUAACAAGGAACAGGUCUGUGGAGGUCCAGGCGCCCUUUCACUCUAUCAAAAGUGCAAAGCAUCAGAGGGUUUGUGCAAAAAUGCCGAGAUUAUGUAA